AUGUUUGGUUUUAAUAAGAAUGAUUUAAACCAACACACAGAUCAAAACCCACAACCACUACAACCCAACAUUAAUAAUAAUAAUAAUAGCAAUAGUAAUAAUAUUAAUAACAAUAAUUUUUUACUACCAGAUGAUUUAUCUGUAAAAAAAGAGAUGAGUGAUUCGGUCGAUUUCAAUAGUUAUGAUAAUAUUGGUACAGGUUAUGAUACAUCAUCAACAAUCAAUAGUAACAAUAAUUCGAAUAUUAAUAGUAAUAACAAUUCAAUACCAUCAAAUAAAAAACUAUCAUCAUCAACAAAUAGUCUUGGUUCAUCAAAAGAUUCAUUACCAACAAAAAAGAGAAGAUACGUUAUUGAUAGAGAUCAUGUUUUUAAUUGGAUACCAUAUUGCAAAAAUUAUUGGAAUAAAUUAAUAACUAAUGGUGUAGAAUUGCUACCACCAACAUUAAGUGUUUUAGCAGAAAAAGGUUUUUCAUAUAGCGAAGUCGACAAUUCUUGGGUGUAUUAUAGAAGAAAUCAUUUUCAAUUAGGUGUUACAGUUCAGCAUUAUUUCCAAUUUAAUGAAACCCAACCACCAUUUGUCAGUUUAAAUAAUAAUCUUUACCCAGUUGAUAAUCUAUUUCUUUGUAUUAGAGGGGUUAAAAAUGGACCAGAUAUCAAUAUCAGCGAAGAGAUCGAGGUAGAGUUAUAUCAAACUAAUUCAAAGCGUGAAAAAACUGAAGAGAAAUUACCUCCACCAGUUAUUAUGACCCAUUCAACAAAUUUAACAAUCCCAAGAUUACAUUUCAGAAAAGCAACAGCAAAUAACGCAAGAAAACAUAAAUUACCAAACCCACAACAAGAGUUUUUUAGAUUGGUAUUAACUGUUGUUGCUAGAUCUCAGAAUAGAGAUUUUUGUAUUAAUUCAAUUAUUUCUGAUCCAUUAAUUGUCAGAACUGGUCAUCCCACAAGCAACGGUACUGGUGUUGCUAAUAAUAUUUCUUUAGCAAGCCCAUCACCAUCACCAAGUUUAUCUUCAGUAUCAGUACAACAACAUCAACAUCAACUUCAACUUCAACAACAACAGCAACAUCAACAAGUACAGCAACAAUAUCAAUCACAACAACAACAUCAAGCAUCUCAAUUAAAUAGCUCUUUUGAUGGCUCAAUUGUUUCAUCAUCAAUUUCUACACCAAAUCACCAAACUCCAUUACAUUCAAUGAAUCCAAGUCCAUCAUUAUCUUCACCAAUAAUCACACCAAAUAAUAGUGGUAUUGUUUUUCCAUCACCAUCACCAUUAAAUACACCUUCAUCGCUAUCUAUUCAUAAUUCUCCACAUUUAGCUCCACUUUCAACAAAAGAAAACUUAUAUGAAAAAAUGAUAAAAAAUAAUAAUAAUUAUCAACAAAAUUAUGAUAGUAAUAGUAUAAAUAAUAAUAGUAGUAGUAAUAAUAAUAGUAAUAGUAAUAGUAAUAGUAAUACCAACAAUGUACAAAUACAACAAACAGAUAAAAUUAAUAGUAGUAAUCAUCAUUUCUAUCAAGCAGAGAAAGGUGUUUAUGUAUUACCACACAAUAAUAGUAGCAAUGCAUUAUCAAAUUAUAACGAUGUUCCAUCAUCGGAAUUAUUUUCACCAAGUGAUAACUCAUUUAAUCUUUCAAAUAAAUUUAUCCCACAAAAUAAAUUUAUCAUUCCAAACAACAACAACAACAACAACAACAACAACAACAACAACAACAACAACAACAACAACAACAACAACAAUAAUAGCAAUUAUAUAAAUAAUUCUAAUGUAAAUAAAUUAUCAUAUGAACAAAUUCAACAACAAAUUCAACAACUUCAACACCUUUCACAAAUGUAUUAUAGUAAUAUAAACAACAAUAAUAGUAAUAGUAAUAAUAAUAGUAAUAAUAGUAAUUGUAGUACAACAACUACUUCAACAACCUCAUCUAAUAGUUACAAUAAUAGUAAUAAAUUAGUAAAGAGAAAGCUUUCUAAUUCAUAUGAUGAUCAUUUGGGAGCUGAAUCAUCAUCACCAAUUGUAGAUAGAAUUCAACAAACAUCACCACUUCAACAACAAUCUCAACAAUAUCCAAAUCAACAAAACUCUUCUCCAAUCAGUCAAGAAGAAUCAUCAUCACCAUCACAACAAAUUCAAAUAGUUAAUAAUAGCUUUAUUAAUGAUCCAUUGGCUCACCCACAACUACCACAACCACAACCACAACAUAUUUCAAAUAAUAGUCUUGGUAAUAAAUGGGCAACUAAUACUGAUGGAUCAUUAUUUCAUUUUGGUAAUGUUGGUGUAAAUAGUGAAAACCCUCAAGAGGCAUUAUCUGUCAAUGGAAAUGUUACAAUUAGUGGUAUCAUGUAUCAACCAUCCGAUAAGAGAGUUAAGACCAAUGUUGUACCGGUUAGCUCCAAGAAACAAUUAGAUAAUAUUAUGAAGUUAAGAAUCUAUGAUUAUAAACUAACAGACGAGUGGGUAGGAACUACAAAUCUAACAGAAAACAAAGACAGAGGUGUCUUGGCUCAAGAACUAAAACAAAGUAAUAUUCCAAAUGCUGUUAAGGAAACUGGUGAUAGAGUAUUGGAUAAUGGAAAGGUAAUCAAAGAUUUCCUUGUUGUAAAUAAAGAUGCCAUCUUUUUAGAAAAUGUUGGUGCCACCCAAGAGCUCUCUAAAAAGGUAGAUAAUGUUUGUAUAGAGUUAGAAGAAUUAGAUAAAAAGAAAAUUGAAGCUUUGGGAAAUAAAAUGAGCGAAUUAGAAAGAACAACAAUUAAAGAAAUUGAAAAAAAUCAAAAAAGAAAAAAAAUAUUUAUAUCUAUCGGUAUUGUAACACUACUUAUAAUUUUUGGACUUGUUGCUAUUAGUAUAAUUUUAGGUACAAAGAAUCCAAUUACCAAAAAUAUUACAGUUUAUACUACCUCACCGGGUUAUUUAAAUGGAGAAAGUGAAGAUUGCUCCGAAUCACUUGCCGAUUCUUACUCUUGUUAUAUUUCUUCAACAACAUCAGGUACAACUGCUUCUUCUGUGGGGGUAUCUACAGCUAAUAUAUUGUCUCAAACUACUGGCUCUAUUGUAUCACUUGUUACCGAUAUGGCAUUUGAUAAUAAAGGAAGUUCAUCUAUAUAA
This is a messenger RNA of Dictyostelium purpureum, 3108 nucleotides long. RefSeq lists its product as uncharacterized. The transcript has 4 exons. Bases 1 to 3108 code for a protein of 1035 amino acids. Gene Ontology annotation, molecular function: DNA-binding transcription factor activity; sequence-specific DNA binding. Lineage: Eukaryota; Evosea; Eumycetozoa; Dictyosteliales; Dictyosteliaceae. Gene Ontology annotation, biological process: positive regulation of DNA-templated transcription; protein autoprocessing. The record is from RefSeq and is a predicted model, not a curated record. Gene Ontology annotation, cellular component: nucleus; endoplasmic reticulum membrane.